AUGACUUUCACUUUGCAGUACCUUAACAACUGCACUAUUGAAGAGUUUCUAUCUCAGUUCCGGAGGAGUGAUGAGGCAACAAUAACUUUCAGACUUCAUGGCGAUCAGGAUCUUGAGAUGGCUUCAAAAUGGAUUCAAAAAGACUUGAAGGACUUGCAAAAGGAUCCACGUGCUUCUUGUAGUGUUGCUACCACAUGCAAUAAAUCAUGGGUCCACCAAUACUUCACCCAAACAGCCAAACCAUCCCAUUUGUGCCUAACAUCACACCAGGUGGACGACAAAAGGUGUUGUGUGGAUUAAAAGUAGUCUGACCAUUUUAUCCUUCUGUGUGGAAAAUGGAUGCAAACACACUCUUAAAGUAGGUAGUUCAGCAACUGGACUGGGCCUACAAUGUCGUUGAACAUUGGAUACAUUUUUUUGUGAAGACUUUUGUAUAUGGGAAUGGACUGUUUCCUUGAUGUAAUCACAUCAAGAACAAGAUCAGGCUGCAGUGAGUUAUGGGAAUGGACCUGUUCUUUCCCUUGAAUGGGAAUCACAUCAGAAAAUGUCGCCCAACGCUUCAAAGUAAGAAGACAAUCAGGCUGCAGUGAGUUAUGUUUAAACCCUUUUUAUUACAAAUCAUGAAUUUGUUUAACUUAAUAAUUAGAAAGUACUAUAGAGUAAUAAAAUAAAUAGUUAUAGUUCAAAGG
Molecule: messenger RNA, 689 nt
Organism: Lactuca virosa
Lineage: Eukaryota; Viridiplantae; Streptophyta; Magnoliopsida; Asterales; Asteraceae
Source: the annotation of a GenBank genome assembly